Molecule: messenger RNA, 1663 nt
Organism: Lingula anatina
Lineage: Eukaryota; Metazoa; Brachiopoda; Lingulata; Lingulida; Lingulidae
Cellular component (GO): mitochondrion
Source: RefSeq, a predicted model, not a curated record
UAACCUCAAAAGUAGGUCACAAGAUUUGUGUCACGCUUCCAGCAUGCACAGUGUACAGAGCUCUCGAUGUUGGUUGUUUGUGAGUUGAUGGCGUUGUUAUGUUGUUACUACUGCGUUUACUCGGGUAAAAUUGAAAGUUGUAAAUCUCGUAUGUAAUUUUUGAAUCUGGCCUAAACACUACUGACGAGUGAAAUUUGCCAUUCAAGACCCCCGUAAACCUGGACGUUACAUGUAUAACCUCGGAGUUCAGAUGAAACUGGGACAGAAACCCUCCCUGUGUUGCAGUGGACAUGUUGAGGGGCGGCUAUAAUAGCCUGUGGCUGUGCAGAUCAUCCUCAGAAUGGUGCACUGAUGGCAUCAGAAGAUAUUUACAAAGAUGUCUGAAAAAAGGCAAUUAUGAAGAGGAGAAAACUGAUUUGAAUUAUGCUGAAAAGAAACAUAAUUUCUCUUGUGUGUUUGAGAAGAAACUAGCUUGUGCUCAGAAAGGCAACUUUUUACCUCUGAAGUCCUCUGUAACUGUGAAACAUAAUGUUCCAAGGAGCUCAGAUAAAGUCUUUAUCAGAAUGGAUAGCCUUUAUUUAAAGUUAAGUGAGAAGCAUGGCUGUAGAUACAGUAUUGAGAAGGAAGAGCUAAGAGCAGCUGAAAGCAUAAAAGGGAUACUCAGACAUAACAAAGACAUUGAGACAUAUUCUAUAUCCCAAUGUAAAGUCAGUCUCAGUUUCGGCUUGUGGAGUUUACACCCUACCACCAUCAAUCUUCCAUUUUUGAGGGGCACAUCCAGAGUUUCCCUCUAUAGUCCAACAUGUGCACUACACUGUGGUAAUGUAUUGUAUUCUGGACACAACAAGUGGUCCAAACUGAAGCACACCAAGCCAGCGGCAGACCUGGCCAAGUCCAAGAAGAUUGUAGCCUACAUUACCAAACUAGAGGUAGCAUGUAAAGAGGGAGGCACUGACAUGAACAUCAACCCAGCUAUUGGCAGAGUUCUUGCUGAAGCCAGCACAGCACAAGUUCCAAAAGAGCCUCUGUUGAAAGCUCUUGACAGAAUUGCCAACAAGAAAUCCAAUGAGACAGUGCUGCUGGAGGUAGUGGGGCCUGGAGCCUGCUGUCUUGUUCUGGAAUGCUGGCUUCAAGAUAAUCUUCAGAACACAAAAAGUGUAAUCCAAAGGCAUCUUAAGAAAUUGGGAGGUCGCCAGUCUCCCAGUAAGUUUGCCUUCCACCGUAAAGGUUUGGUUCAGGUGCUGAGACCAGUGCAUGAUGAUUUCACCCUGGACGCAGCAGAGGAGAUCGCCAUUGAAGUAGAGGCGGAGGAAGUCUCUGAAGACAGUGAUGAACUGGGGCAAGACAUCCUGGAGUUUAUCUGUGACCCUGACUCUCUGAGUGAAGUGGGCGCCAGUCUGCGGAAUCAGCAGUACCAAGUGCUCUCUGAGAGCAUCGCCUUCAUACCUCACACCUACAGGACACUUUCUGGACUGGAGCUUGAGGCAGCCACAAAACUUGUGGAGAAAUUGCUCUCUCUAGAUUUUGUCAUCAAUGUUUUUGAUAACAUUGAGGAUGCUGAUGCAUGAUAGGACAAGUGAUAUAUUCAUUAUUUAUCAUCAUUUAUAAUAAUUAUUACACCUGAAUCAUUUUAAAGUGGAGUAAACUCCAGUUUAUUGAGGAA